CGAGUCUUUUUGUGUAGGUGUACGGACGCGCGACAUUUUACGGAUCAAACGUAGAGCGACAUGGCGACAUUGGGCCGUGAAGAGAAUAAAUCAGAUUUUUGUAGCUACAGCUUUCCUGCUUGCUUCUUUGACAAUUCAAAAGAUGGCUCGCUUAUCUGGUUUACAAAGAGAAGUGCUCAAGCUUUAUAGAAGCAGUAUACGGGUGGUGAAGACUAAACCAGAAGAAACCAGAGAACACUGGAGAAGUUUCAUCAGAGAAGAAUUCCGUAAAAACCAAAAGGUUCCAAAAAAAUCAUUCACAGUAAUUGAACACUUAAUUCGAGUUGGUCAUAAAAGAUAUGAAUUAUAUCUGAAUCCCCAGAUCAAAGAUAUCCAUUAAUUGUAUCAUGCUUUGUUAAUUCUUGUAUAUAUAUUAUAAUGACCCUUUACGACAAAUACUUGCAUUCGAAGCCAAUGAUUCCGCAAAAAAGAAAGGCCCCAAAAAAAU
Molecule: messenger RNA, 487 nt
Organism: Hyphopichia burtonii NRRL Y-1933
Lineage: Eukaryota; Fungi; Ascomycota; Pichiomycetes; Serinales; Debaryomycetaceae
Exons: 1
Coding region: 143-379 (78 amino acids)
Biological process (GO): mitochondrial respiratory chain complex II assembly
Cellular component (GO): mitochondrion
Source: RefSeq, a predicted model, not a curated record